This is a messenger RNA of Fusarium keratoplasticum, 1107 nucleotides long. RefSeq lists its product as uncharacterized. The transcript has a single exon. Bases 1 to 1107 code for a protein of 368 amino acids. Lineage: Eukaryota; Fungi; Ascomycota; Sordariomycetes; Hypocreales; Nectriaceae. The record is from RefSeq and is a predicted model, not a curated record.
AUGGAUCUUUUAGCUGCAGCUACAGGGGCCCUUCUCCAUUCCCAGCCAUCCGCGCCAAGUGGCCGAACACGGCCGCUCCAGAACAAAUCUGGCAGUUCGGCCUGUCCUGGCUACUGGACGGUACGGCGCUGCUUGAAGCCCCGGAGGCUAGAGCAGCGCACACACAAACUGCUUUCGCGCUUGUGCUGCCCCCCGUCGUCAUUCACUCACUCACCCCUCUGUGCCCAGUUAUCUUGUGCGCCGUCGAUCCAGCCUCUCUCCUCUCCCUUUUCCCUCCCCUCAAAGAGAGAGACACCCCAAGGACCAUGCGCGAUAGCCUCACCCAACGCCCUGACUUGCCAUCCAGACGCUUCGCGCUCAACCAUGGCAGAGUCCGACCUGCUCCAGUGGACCACCGUCCUCAUUCUGACCGCUCUUUUACUUGCCGCCAUCGUCCUCGCCCAGAUCGUCUCCGUUUAUACAGCCUACCAAGUGGCGCCGCAGGAGAUCGCAACUUUCGUUGACACGGCCGACUUUUCCUCCCAGGAGAAUGAGUCGUAUGACCGCGACGUCUCCAAGGUGCAGCGUCUAGAUGAGAAGCUACGCUUGACCCAACUCCUAAGGGAGAUACAGAGGACGUGCGACGAUUUGCGCGAGGACCUCAAUGGCAUGUUGCUCGAGGAGGACGCCACCCAGAUGAGGACCGUCGCCAGGUUGCUCUGGGCGUCGAAGCGAUCGAGGCUGGAGGGUCGUGUCCGGAGGCUUGAUAUGUUGCGCAUGCGCUUUCUUGUCGUGUACAUGGGUGUCGUCGCAUUCAACACCAACACUACCAGCCAUACUGAGAAACCACAACCCCCAUCUGUGCCCAGGGACCUCGAGAAGUCGCCCGUCUUCAAGACACCACCUCGUCCAGCUCUUCCCAAAGGCCUGAUGGAGGGAAUCAUCAACCGUCCCCCCCUCCGCAGUCUGACCACGCAGGCACUCGUCGGCCACCAGGAGCACACUUCCAAACCCCAUCGCAAAGGAUGGGCUGGCGUUGUCGAGGAGCUUCAGACGUCUCCCAGGAUGCAGCAGCGCCACGCUUCUAUCGAGCGCGCAAUGUCAAGGUCCUACUCAAAGUCGCCAUGA